Messenger RNA from Cynara cardunculus var. scolymus (artichoke), 1550 nucleotides. RefSeq names its product SAC3 family protein C. Gene Ontology annotation, cellular component: cytoplasm; transcription export complex 2; nucleus. Bases 1 to 1239 code for a protein of 412 amino acids. The transcript has a single exon. Gene Ontology annotation, biological process: mRNA export from nucleus. Lineage: Eukaryota; Viridiplantae; Streptophyta; Magnoliopsida; Asterales; Asteraceae. The record is from RefSeq and is a predicted model, not a curated record.
AUGGAGAGAUGGCAGCCUCAGCAUGGAAGGUGGGGGAGGGGGAGGGGGAGGGGAAGAGGGAACCAUUCGUCUUCCUCUUUUGCUCGAUCAAACGACUCCAGACCUUCAACGACUUCGAAUUAUGCUACUACUACUUCAAAAACAAGCAGUUUCGGGAUUAAUGACAAACAAGACAAUAAUGAUUCCGAAAGCCUCCCGAAUUUGAUUGGAACUUGCCCUUUCAUGUGCCCGGUUGAUGAAAGGGUCCAACGUGAGCGAUUAAGGGAUUUAGCCAUCUUUGAGAGGUUAGAAGGGAACCCGACAAAAUCAUCUUCUUCGCUUGCUGUUAAAAAGUUCUGUAGAACCAUCUCCACGAAAGACAUACGGGAUGUAGAUAUGCGGCCCGUUCCCGUAUUAGAAGACACCUUGAAUUAUCUUCUAACCAUUUUCAAGUCCAGAAGCCAUCCAUUUGAAGUUAUUCAUGACUUCAUUUUCGAUAGAACGAGAUCCAUAAGGCAGGACCUCAGUAUGCAAAGUAUUACAUCCGGGGAUCAAUCUAUCCGCAUGUUUGAAAGGAUUGUAGAGUUUCAUAUCGUUUCUCAUUACAAACUUCGAAGAAAUACCACCGAUUCAAAUGUUUCUCCUAUGCAUUACCUCAACUUGGAACAGCUUACAAAGGCCUUGGCAUCUUUAUAUCAUUUGUAUGACGAAAAUCGUAAAUCCAACCCAAGUUAUGCAAACGAAGCCAAAUUCUAUUCGUUUUUUGUGCUUCUCCAUCUGGGUUCCGAUCAUCAGCCAACAGGAGAGUCGUUAUCUUUAUGGUUCCGUAGUCUUCCUUAUUCCAUUGUUAAGUCCAAGGAAAUGAUGUUCAGCCGCAGGCUCUUAAGGUACUUCCGUUUUGGCAACUAUAAACGUUUUCUUCAUACUACCGAAGCUGAAGCAUCGUGUUUGCAGUAUUAUAUCAUCGAACCCUACAUUUCUGAGAUUCGUGCAACAGGAUUGUCGUGCUUGAAUUACGGAGGUUACAAGCUUCAUCCUUACCCACUUGCAGACCUAUCUAAACACCUGCUCUUGGAGGAAUCUGAUGUUGAAUCUUUUUGUAAAGAUUGUGGUUUAGAUACUUUCACUAGUGAUACAGGAACAAAGUUCAUGCCUACCAAGCAAACAAGUUUUUGCCAUCCAAAAGGGUCCCGGAAAUAUUACCCGUUGGUGUCCGAACGGUUAAAACCGUUUUAUGAUGAAGCGCCUUACAGAAUCUGAGCCUGAAUAUCCAAGAAAAUACUGCACAAGUUUAUCAUGAUUUAUAAUCUAGCUAUUGUCAGCGUGUAGCUCAGUUGGCAAAGGGGGACAAAAGGGCGGAGUGAAUUUGCUCAAACAUACAACAGGUUCAAGUUCGAAUCAUGUGGGAGGUGGGCUUGAACCCCUCCGCUAGCCUCAGCCGUUGAGUUGCCUCCUCACAUGUGGUUCCUAGGGGGUGGGUUCCACGUGGAGAACUACUUUCAGUUCUUAUGCUUGUAGACACUUGUAUUUAAUAGUAGAUUGAUGUAACUUGAUAUCAUCAAAGAAAACAU